Messenger RNA from Dreissena polymorpha, 2013 nucleotides. RefSeq lists its product as uncharacterized. The transcript is spliced from 2 exons. Bases 26 to 1696 code for a protein of 556 amino acids. The record is from RefSeq and is a predicted model, not a curated record. Lineage: Eukaryota; Metazoa; Mollusca; Bivalvia; Myida; Dreissenidae.
UCGUGUACUUUGGUUUAUUCUAGAAAUGGGAAAAACGAGAAAACACAAGGAAUUCUUCCAAGGCGACUCGCCUCACGGCUUGGUGAAAAGAGUCAUGUACAAGAAAUACCUGCAAGCUUACAUUCCAAUGACGCAGAGUGACCGUUUUACUCUCAGAACUGUUAUAAUCGAUGGUUUCGCUGGAGCUGGAAGGUAUUCAAAUGAAUGGCCUAAUGAGUUAGAAAAAUACGGCUCGCCUUUGAUUGCAAUGAUGGUAGUUCUGGAACAUGUUGUGAAGAAAAAAGAGGAAUCACCAGAGCAAAAUAUCGACCCAGUGCCUGUUUUUGGUUGGGAAUCUUCCUUACUUACACCAAUGGAAGAACUAAAAAGCAUGGACAAAGAUCAAAGGGAAACAUGCGUUAACACACAACUGGCAAAAGUCAAACUGAUUUUUAUUGAACAGGAUAAAGAAAAUUAUACAACUUUGUUGUGUCAUAUUGAACUGCUAAUUCUUAAGUUCCUUCAGAGACACUUUCCACAAAUUAAAUAUAAUGUCAUGGAAAGGGAAGGCGUCACAAUGUUUUCAAUUACAACACAGCCUUUCUCUGUCUCCAUAGAGGUACAAAAUUGUUCGUUUGGUGAUUACCAGCCAUCUAGGAGUGAGUUAUUGGACAAAUCUGUACGUAGUCUGACUUUUGUAGAUCCGUUCGGUUACACACACACUCCGAUGGAUCACGUGAAAAAGUUUGCACCCGGUGAAGGCAAUGAAAUUAUGAUCAACUUCAUGAGCAGAGACGUAAACAGAUUUGCAAAAAAACAACCGGAGAAAAUAAGUCAACUUUACGGAUUGCCUAAGUUUGACGAAGUUGCUGAUGACUACUGUAUAGGUCGUCCAAACACUGGCGAACUAGGAGAAUUCAUUAACUACGUUAGAAAUAACAUUUGUCCUGGGGCUCAAGAACAUAGAUCUUCAAUUCAGAAAUGUGUCGACACAUAUGAACUUUUUCUGAAAAAGAAAACUGGGAGCUCCUACUCUCUUGUUUUCGAAGUGCGCGGUGAGGGGAAUUGCAUCAUAUAUCAUAUUGUGUAUAUAACCAAUCACAUCAGGGGAGUAGAAGUGAUGAAGUCCGCAAUGACCAAAUGCAGCACGCAUGAAGAGAAGAUGUUGAUGUCUGAUUAUGACGUUAUUCGGAAGGGUAAUAAAUUGACUUUCCAGAAAACGCAAAAUGAUCAAGCCGUCGCAGAGAAAAUUUUUGAACGAUUUAAGGGGAUGAAAGAUGUAGUUGUGCAAUAUCACGGUAACCAUAAAUACGAAGAAAGUCCAUCCGUUAAGACAUUUGUUUUACUUGAGACAGUUUAUUGCAAGUGGAAAACACCACUUGCAAUUUUGCAAAAAGCAGGAAAAAUUAUUGAUGUCUUAGAAAACGGAAAACCGCAAAAAUCGAAAAAUAAAUUUCCGCACGAGGACAGUGUCACAAAAAAACCGAUAGUCACAAGAAUAACGUUUGCCCUAGAGGCAUGUGAAAUAAACAAUCCAACUAAAGACAAACGCCCUGACACCGAUAACAAAGAUGAAAAGGGGCGAAAAAGACGCAAAAGAGGUCAAAACACGAGCGAAAAAGCGAACACGAAAACAGAGAGUGAAAGCAAAAGGCGAAAGAAAGAAAGCUUUUACGUGGAUGGCGAAAUUAAUGUACUACGAAUGUCGGAAAUAUAAUUUGUGGCGUGGUAAAACAUAUUGAGGUUGUAUUAUGAGAAAAUUAAACUUUAAAAUGAAAGCUUUCAUCAGUUUUUUUAUGGUUGGAAUAGUGUAAGUCGCAUCGAACUCUAGCUUGUUCUUAACACAAUAUGUUUAAACGAAAUCCACGAAUUGGACAUUCAAACACAGUCAGCUCUGGAACAAUUGUUAUGUUAGCCGUUACCACCAACAGGAUCGUCUGCUUUUGUGAAAGAUUAUACAUUGUACUAGUAAUUGUGCAUUCAAUGAAAUCCUUAUUUAUGUUAAUUUAUUUUAAUAAACGCAAUUUAAAAUGA